UUCCACCUUUCGAGAUAGCAUCAGCGACAGUGACCAGCUAGGGGAGAUCUGGUAAUCCACAGCCCACUCACUCGCUACCUAUUUCUCGUCGCCAAGAUGAUUCAACUGAAGACGGUGCUGCAAUGCAUCGACAACUCAGGCGCCGCAAUGGUCGAGUGCGCCAUGGUUGUCGGCCAAAAGAAGCUCGCCCGCAUCGGUGACAGAAUUGUCGUCGUCGUGCAGAAGCACCGCGGCGCCGGUGAUGGCGGCAUGGCUGGCUCCUCGGCCGCCAACAAGGUCAAGCGCGGCGACAUGCGCCACGCCGUCGUCGUCCGCACCAAGCAGAAGACGCUCCGCCCCGAUGGCAGCGUCAUCCGGUUUGACGACAACGCCUGCGUCCUGAUCAAUAAGGCUGGCGACCCCGUCGGCUCGCGCAUCAACGGUGUCGUCGGCGCCGAGCUGAGGAGGAAGAAGUGGAGCAAGAUUCUUUCCAUGGCGCCCAUGCACGCAUAGAACCAUA
Colletotrichum destructivum is the source of this 499-nucleotide messenger RNA. Its product is annotated as Putative large ribosomal subunit protein uL14. Gene Ontology annotation, biological process: translation. Gene Ontology annotation, molecular function: large ribosomal subunit rRNA binding; structural constituent of ribosome. Gene Ontology annotation, cellular component: ribosome; mitochondrial large ribosomal subunit. NCBI's taxonomy places the organism in Eukaryota, Fungi, Ascomycota, Sordariomycetes, Glomerellales, Glomerellaceae. The coding region runs from base 97 to 492 and encodes 131 amino acids. The transcript has 3 exons. The record is from RefSeq and is a predicted model, not a curated record.